AUGCGUACUCGAUCGCAACCAAUAUCUCCUGGCGGUCUUCAGUCGCUGCAGACUAUUUCGCGUAGGAAGAAAUCGCAGACGGACUCGACUCCCCCGAAGAUACCGAAACCGGUUAAAGAGACAACAGCCAAAGCGACAAAAACCAAAGGCGAAAAGAAGAUACCCGCAAAACGUGGCCCUAAGAAAGGGUCGAAGAAAUCAGCGACUAAAUCAGAAGAAUCCGCGACCAUUGACAGCGCCGAUGCACUUAGCCCUACCAAAGCCGCUGCCAGCGACGUACCUACACCCAAUGUUGAUGGUGAUGCCACCCCAGAACAGCCCGCAGAGGCAUCUACAAAUACAUGUGAGCAACCAAUUAUUUCUUCAACUUCUCCAAUUGUGACCACGCCCGUGGAUUCUUCUCCUGUCCCCAUACUGGUUGUUACACCCGUUAUGGACGCAACAACUCCAACACCAUCAGUUUCUGGUCAACAGGCCCAUUUGGAAACCCAAGGUAAGCAGUCACCGUCUCCAAAGUCUGUGCCCAAAAGUAGUCUUUCUACUCUGUUUGAACGGGUUAGCUACCCCGGAAAUAGAAAAUCCAACCCCCAUGCGAAUCUCUCUUCCUCUGCAUCAGUAGGGUUUCCGAUUCCUCCAGCCGGCAAUCCUCAGGAGCCAAGCGGUGUUGGGCAAAUCCCAGCCACCAAUGCUCCAAGUGCUCAAUCGCUGGCUAAGCCUUAUAAAUAUUCCACCCGCCAUCCUAUCAUCCAACUUCCCUGUCAGAUCCUAGACACACUCCCCGUACUCAACGUAUUUCAUUGCCCUCUCUAG
Messenger RNA from Paracoccidioides brasiliensis Pb18, 810 nucleotides. RefSeq lists its product as uncharacterized. The record is from RefSeq and is a predicted model, not a curated record. Bases 1 to 810 code for a protein of 269 amino acids. The transcript has a single exon.